AUGAGUCUAUUACGCAGCAGUGGAAGCGUUUUGUGGGCUCUGCGGCCGCAAAGACCGCAGAGUGCCCGGGCAAUUGUACCUCCUCUCGUCUCCCUGGCUCGAAAGAACUUCCACGCUGCUGCGUCGCUCUUUGCCGUCCGGUCUCAAGUGUUGAAGGAUGUGGGAGAGGGGAUCACCGAGGUCCAGAUCAUUCAAUGGUACGUCGAGGAGGGCGCCCAUGUCGAGGAAUGGAAGCCGCUUUGCCAGUAUCAGUCAGAUAAGGCGGUAGAUGAUAUCACAUCACGGUACGAGGGUAUCAUCAAGAAAUUACACUUUCAGGCCGAUGACACGGUCCCGACAGGAAAGGCCCUCUGUGAUAUCGAGGUCGAGGAGGGAAAGUAUCCUGACGAUCACUCGCAUCCUGCGCUGGCACCGGAGGUCACACUGAGCAUGAGUAGCGUUGAUACGAUAUCACCACCACCACCUCCACCACCAUCAACACCCAUAGAAGAGAUAUCACCUACCCCAACGCCGGUAGAGCCUGUUGUAGAGGCCCCGCGAUCACGAUACGCGUCGCUGGCCACGCCUGCCGUUCGAGGGCUGCUCAGGAGCCUCAACGUCAACAUCCUGGAUGUCAAGGGGACCGGCAAGGAUGGCCGCGUGCUCAAGGAGGAUGUGCACAACUUCGUAUCGAAGCGAAAUGCAACAGCAGAAGCUGCAAUAGCAGAGCCAGCAGCGUCUCCCUCCCUAGAUCAACAUGCUAGGGUGGCUAUAACACUUAGUACAGAACAGUCAGAAACUCCCACCAACCUGACGCCCAUCCAGUCGCAGAUGUUCAAGACGAUGACCAAGUCGUUGAACAUCCCGCACUUUCUCUUCGCAGACGAAGUCCGGGUCGAUACCAUUUCCACCAUCCGGAAAAAACUGGCCGAGAAUACUCGGGACCCGCGCAAAAUCACCCUCCUGCCCUUUGUCAUCAAGGCUGUGUCGCUCGCUCUGGAGGAAUACCCCUUGCUGAAUGCGCGUGUGGACACAUCGACGGAUCCGACGAAACCAAAGAUUAUCAUGCGGUCCAAGCACAACAUCGGCAUCGCAAUGGACACCCCUCAGGGUCUGGUGGUGCCCAACAUCAAAGACGUCGCCGGCCGGUCCAUCCUGGAGAUUGCAGCUGAGGUGGUGCGACUCAGUUCGCUCGGUAAACAGGGCAAACUCAUGCCCGCCGACCUCAGCGGCGGAACUAUCACCGUCUCCAACAUCGGGAACAUUGGGGGCACAUAUGUCUCGCCGGUGCUAGUCCCCACAGAGGUCGCCAUACUGGGCAUCGGGAAAACCAAGGCGACGCCCGUAUUCGACGCCGCAGGAGAGGUUGCCCGCGCGGAAGUCGCCAAUUUCAGCUGGAGCGCAGAUCACCGCGUGGUCGACGGGGCGACGAUGGCGCGGAUGGCGACGAGGAUCCAGGAGUUGAUUGAAUCGCCAGAGUUGAUGCUCUUGAAUCUUAGAUAG
This is a messenger RNA of Penicilliopsis zonata CBS 506.65, 1482 nucleotides long. RefSeq lists its product as hypothetical. Bases 1 to 1482 code for a protein of 493 amino acids. NCBI's taxonomy places the organism in Eukaryota, Fungi, Ascomycota, Eurotiomycetes, Eurotiales, Aspergillaceae. Gene Ontology annotation, molecular function: lipoic acid binding; acetyltransferase activity. The record is from RefSeq and is a predicted model, not a curated record. Gene Ontology annotation, cellular component: cytoplasm; mitochondrion. The transcript is spliced from 4 exons.